Molecule: messenger RNA, 573 nt
Organism: Verticillium dahliae VdLs.17
Lineage: Eukaryota; Fungi; Ascomycota; Sordariomycetes; Glomerellales; Plectosphaerellaceae
Product: RhiN protein
Exons: 2
Coding region: 1-573 (190 amino acids)
Biological process (GO): carbohydrate metabolic process
Source: RefSeq, a predicted model, not a curated record
AUGACCUUCCUGCUGCACACGCAGUACCUCUUCGACGCCCCCUCGGGCCUCUUCUUCCACGGCUGGACCUUUGCCGACGGCGGCCACAACUUUGCGCGGGCCCGCUGGGCGCGCGGCAACGCGUGGCUGACCAUUGUCAUCCCCGAGUUUGUCGAGCUCCUCGACCUGCCCAAGGACGACCCGCUGCGCUACCACCUCCUCAACACGCUCGAGGCGCAGGCCGCAGCGCUCGUGCCGCUGCAGGAGGCUGACGGCCUCUGGCGCACGCUGCUCGACGUCUCCCAGGACGAGGGCUCCUACGUCGAGGCCAGCGCCACGGCCGGCUUCGCCUACGGCAUCCUCAAGGCCCAGCGCAAGAGGUACAUCGGCAAGGAGUACGAGGCGACGGCCAUCAAGGCCGUCAACGCUGUCAUUGACAACAUCAGCCCCGAGGGCGAGCUGCUCAACACGUCGUUCGGCACCGGCAUGGGCCACGACCUGCAGCACUACAAGGACAUUCCGAGGACGAGCAUGCCGUACGGCCAGGCCAUGGCCAUGAUGGCGCUGGUCGAGUUCCUGCGCGUGUACUACUGA